CCCUCCUGGCAUCUGAAGCUCUUUAACAGUUCCUCAACAGUUGUGUUGCUAGGUACUAUAAUCUCAUUUCGGCAUCAUGGCUACUGAAAGCGGCAAGGGAGAGUUGGCUGUGCCUCUAGGAAACGCAUUAAAUUCCAUCCAGUGCAUCAGAGACCAAGUCAGAGAUGGAGAAUCAGGUGAACAGGGUGGAGCAUAUGAUCUCUCCGUGUUCUGGGACACUUUGAACCAGGCAGUAACGGUUGUGUCAAUGGCGGCAACGCUGCUCAGCAUGGGCUCUUCAAAAAACCCUCAGCCAUCUUUACAAGUGUUGCAGGAUGGAGAAAAGCUUUUAGUGACUGUAUUAAACAGCACACUGACUCUGAGUGAAGUUUACUCCUGCCUACCUGAAAGCCAAGGGGUGACGCUACGGCGACAGGUCAGGGACGCCACUGUGGAGGUGCUGGACGGCAUUUUACAGCUGGUGGAGGUCAUAAUCAGCUCACCACUGCAGAGCCUGACUCAGGAGCAGAUCACGUUCACUAGAGGAGUUUGGUCGGCCUGUGAUCGCUUUGCUCAGCUAGCAAGAGACAACAAGGAAGCUCUGCUGGUCGAUGUGUCUUCUCAGUCUGGAGUUGUAAAAGAUGUCGUUGAGAAAAUUAAACAGCUCUUAUCCGAACCCCAGGACCCGUUCAAGGACUGCCUCAUUCAUGACCCAGAAGACAACUCUGACCGUGACAGUCCUCACAGCAUCCGGGACGUGUCCCUGUCAGAGAAGGACCAGCAGGUGAUCAGAGCAAGUCUGGAGGUACUUGAAACAGCUGCAUCCUGUCUGAGGAAAUUCAGAUCAGCCGUCGAGGACAACGGUGACGCUGCUGAACCUCAAAAUGUCGCUCAGCUGGACGAUCUGGCCGACAUCAGCCGGGAAAUCAGCCCCAGUGUGGACGAUCUCGCCCUCUGUCUCUACCCACCCAUGAAUUACAGUGGAGUGGAAAACCACAUGUCUAGAUUGGCAGCAACAUUAAGAAAACUUUUGGACCUGAUUAGAUCCAGCCAUGUGUGUGGAGCAGCAGAGCUGACCUGGAUUCAGUUUUUAGAGGCCGCCGUCGAUCACAAUGUUCAGAAAGCCAAAGAAUCGAUUGAGCUGGACGGCUAAUUUAAUUUAAUAAAAUGUUUGUAACAUGCAUUUAAA
Messenger RNA from Gambusia affinis (western mosquitofish), 1168 nucleotides. Its product is annotated as cyclin-D1-binding protein 1 homolog. The transcript is spliced from 11 exons. Bases 77 to 1132 code for a protein of 351 amino acids. NCBI's taxonomy places the organism in Eukaryota, Metazoa, Chordata, Actinopteri, Cyprinodontiformes, Poeciliidae. Gene Ontology annotation, biological process: regulation of cell cycle. Gene Ontology annotation, cellular component: nucleus. The record is from RefSeq and is a predicted model, not a curated record.